AUGUACGAGGACAACGAUAAACAAACAUACUUUUCAUCUACUAGGAAUAGGCUAAAUAACGACUCUGAGGGACAGCCUCAAAAGUCUCAUUUGACGCGAAGAUUUCCAACAGAUAGUCCAUAUUCGCAACGAAUUUCGGGAUCUGGUGCAGGAACCGUAUUGAAAAAUUCCCUCGAGACAUUGAAGUUACGACAAUCAUCCGCUCGGGGAUUCUCUCCCAAUGCUGUUAACUUUCUCGAAAGCCACGAAGAGCAUGGUUCACCCUCCUCUCAUGCUCAAAAGUUCUGGAAGUAUCACGUUCUGCAAAUCAGUCAGUUUGAAUUCUAUCUUACAACGAACCCUGAUAAUCGACACAAAUUUGUUAGAGGCGCACCUGGCUAUUAUGUUGAGCUUGUACUCAAAAAUUCUUCAGACAACAAUUAUGUUUCGGCUUCAAACAAUGGGUUUCAGUUGGUGUUCAGAAAACAAAGGUAUCCAAUCUUAAAACCAGAGUCGAGCGACACAAACUUUGACCCAUCCCAGGUUUUCACAAUCUUGAAACAAUCGCAUAUCAGGGGAGGAGAUCUUGAGGUUAUGGGAACUGGUUGCGAGUUUGUGGAUGAUGAAGGACGGCAUUCGUACAGUUCGAAGCAACAGAAAAUCGCGGCCACAUUUUUCAACAAGGCCAACUCGCUCUCACAAAAUGGAAUGGUGAUGGAUACUUGCUAUCGCCUCAAGAAUCUUCGUGUUUGCUCGCUUAAAGAAAAAAAGAGCACCAUUUUGUUCAAGAACAAAAUUGAUGGAGUUAAGUUAUCAAAGGAAGGUUCAAUUUAUUACAUUGAUGAUAAGUUAGGUGGACCAUAUUGGCAUGAUUCAAUCAUAGGACUUUUCAGACCCUGCGAAAGGGAUAUUAAAGCAAAAAUUACGAAAAAAGUAUUUUCGAAAGGAGAUUCGUUUCACUCAGCUCGUGAAGAGCUUAGCGAAAAUUUGGAGGCCAUAAGCUUUGAUGAUGAAGAAUCAUUGAGCGAACGAACUUUUUACUUUGCUAGAGAUGGUCUUCUUCAAAGACAUCCUCAAGAUGAUUCACCGAACGAUUACAAACUGGGCUGGAUUACUAUUUACGAUAAAACAGAUUACUUUUCAACUCCCAAUGGAAACUGGGAGAUGGUUUUAGGGGUCACAUUUGCUGCCGCCUUUGAAUUAAUCGUUGAUAGAUUCGUGCGAGAUUCGGCGUUGGCUUGA
Ogataea angusta is the source of this 1221-nucleotide messenger RNA. RefSeq lists its product as uncharacterized. Lineage: Eukaryota; Fungi; Ascomycota; Pichiomycetes; Pichiales; Pichiaceae. Bases 1 to 1221 code for a protein of 406 amino acids. The transcript has a single exon. The record is from RefSeq and is a predicted model, not a curated record.